AUGGUCGCCGCGCUGGGCCCCGGGGCCACGGCAAGGCCGCGCCGGCGGCGGGGCCUCGCGGCCGCGGCCGCGCUGGCUGGGGUGGCGGCAGCCGGCACAGCCGCAAGAGCGUUGGCGAGCGCCUUGGCUCUGGGAGGACCAGCGCGGCCGCCGGCUGCCGCCCGGCAGGCGCACGCGUGCCGCGUCCCCGCAUGCUGGCGCCCCAUCGUUGCCGCCCGGAGGGCCCGCGGCGGGGACGACGAGGAGGUAGAUGUCUGGAAGCAGGCCUAUCAGCUGGAAGCCGACCGAAUGGACUUGAUAUCCGAGCAGCUCAAGACCGAGUACGAGAGGCUCGGCGAAGUCAGUCAAAGUCUCCAGCAGGAGUACGAGGGCUGCAUCCUGGACCUCGACUCGGCGCCGGUGGCGCCAGAGGCAGAGGCCGCAGGCGAUCAGUGGGCGAACGCAUACACGGAUCUCCGCCGGUGCAACGAGCAGUCGGAGCUCAAGGUGACGGAGAUGCGCGCCAGAUUGCAGGGCACCAUUAUAGAGGCGGCGGAGUCCACCACGCCCGACGUGCGGGGCGACUGGGGCCCCAUCCGGUAUAAGGGCAUUACCUUCAAAGACAUUGUCUUCCCUCGUUUCUUCGCGGAAGCUGGAUCGAAGGUGUAUUUUAUCGAACUGGAAAUGCCUCUGGGCCUCAAGCUGGAGGAGAGAACGCUGGCACGUGAAGGUUCCCGUGCCGUUCGAGCAGUCGAGGUCGCCGAGGUCAUGCCUGGCGCCAGCGCUGCCGAGGAUGGUCGCAUCCGGGCUGGCGACAUUGUCCGUUGCAUCACGGCGCCCAAGAGGCGCGUCCCGAGCGACGAGGCUGGCGACGAGGCGGGCGCCUUCAGCGAGGGCGAGCAGACGAAGGCAAUGCUCGUCAUUCCGACGGAGUCCUCGUUUCCCUUCGAGAAGGUGCUCGAGGAGAUCGCCGAGAACAGGAACGUGGACGGCUACGUCGGACUGGUGUUGGAGCGGCCGCUGGGCGACGACGAGGAGCAGAGGCAGGGCGAGAAGGGGCGCGUGGAGGCGCAGCCAGCGGGCAGCACGCGCGGCCGCCCGUCGCCGGAGCCCCCCGCCGGCCUCGCCGCGAGGGAUGGCGAGGUCUCGCUGUUUGGCCGGCCGGCGCCCCUGCGGUGGGCCCCUGGCGGCCGGCGGGCCGCCGCGGCGUGCGCCGCCGCCGCGCGGGGCGGCCUGCCGCCGCGGCCGCCCGCGGGGCGGCUCGCGGCCGGGCGCGCCGCGGGGGCGCUGCGAGCGCGCGCGGCGGGCCGGCGGGCGGUUCCCGGGCAGGCGGCCCAGGAGGCCAUGGACUGGGUGCAGCGGUACAUCAUCCUGCCGUCGGCGGCGACUUCUGCCCCUGGGCCGCGCGCUCGGCGGCCCGCGGGCGCCUGCACUGCGAGGAGUUCCUGGGCGCCCGCGCCUCCGAGGCGGCGGCCCGCGUGGGCGCCGCGGCCCAGCGGCUCGCGGCCGCGGGCCCUGGGGAGCUGCACACCGCCCUGGUCGUGUGCCCUCGGGUGCCGGACCCGAGACUGGGAGGACUUCGACGUCUUCGACGCCUACGUGCAAGCCUGGAACCGCGGCCGGCCCUUCCCGGCGGGCACGCGGGGGGGCACGGCCGUGGUGCCCUGCGAGGGCCUCACGGACGACCAGCGGCAGCGCAUCGUGGCCGAGGCGGUCUCCGAGGCUCGCCGCGACUGCACGCUCGUGGCGUUCCACCCGCGGUUCGCGCGCUGGCUGCGGCCCGCGGGCGGCUUCCGGGUCGGCGACACCGUGCGCAUCGACUUUUUGCAGAGGCGGGUCCUCCAGGACCCCACGUUCCCCGGCGAGCUGGCCGUGGUAGCAGACCCAGGGCUGGAGGAUGUCGAGGUCGGCCCGCGCGAGGUGUGUGCGCAGCUGGUCGGCGGCAGCGGUGCGUCGAGCUGGGGCCUCGACUGCCUCGUCCCCACGCCGGCCGCGCUCCCGAUCGCCGACAACGAGAUGCACCGGCGAGCGACGCAGAACAAGCGGGGUCGUCUGCGCCGUCGUGAGCUCGCAGGCUGCCCGCAUAAGCUCUCGCGCAGGUGUCCUCACGUCGCGCUGCACCUCCUCCGGAGGGCCGACCUGAGCGGCGAGGGCAUCAUCCAGGAGGCCAGCGCCAUGCGGCUGAGGAACAGCAGGAAGUGCUCGUCUGCUGGCGGGGCCCUCGCGUCGGGAAAAUCCUCCUGCCUCCUCGUCCGUCCUAUCAUUCCUCUGAUCAUC
Molecule: messenger RNA, 2256 nt
Organism: Prorocentrum cordatum
Lineage: Eukaryota; Dinophyceae; Prorocentrales; Prorocentraceae
Source: the annotation of a GenBank genome assembly